AUGUCGAACCAGCUGGUGGGCACGGUGUUCGAUCUCGUCAUUCAGGAGGUCUGUGAUUCCUCUCAGGUUGAUUUCGAAGAGAGUGGUGUGGACCAGCAGACGUUGUUAGACCUGCGACAGAGCUGGCAGAAAAAACUCUCGUCGCUUGCCGUUGCCCAAUUCCCAUGGGACCCGCCGCCGCCCCAAGCUGCCCCGGCUCAGUCGCAGAACCAGAUCCUUCCUCCUACUGCGACCGUUCCAUCAAAUGCUCCCAGACCUAAUCCCCCUCAAACCCAACAACAACAUGUUCCUCACUCAACACCACAAUCUGUCUCCGGAUCAGUGCCUCCGCUCCAGGCGCCCACACCCGUUGGAGCAGCCCCCAAUAUGAACCAACAACCCUACAUCAAGACUGAGCCUGGAUUGAACGGUCAAGCAGGGUACCCUCCCAUGAAUAACAUAAUGUCAGCAAACCCAAACUCUCAGUUGGCUCGUGAACGUGCUGCCACCUUAAUGCAACAACGAUUCGGGGCUGCUGCCGCCAAUUCCGUCAGCCAGCUUCAAGCUCAGUCACAGUCACCGUCACAGCCACCGCCGUUGACCAUGCCAGGACAGCCGCGUCCACAGAACUCUCAGCCUCAGCAACAACAACAACAACAGCAGCAGCAGCAGCAGCAGCAGCAGCAGUACCAGGUGUCCAAUGGCCAGGCCCCGCUGAUCAAGCAGGAACCCGGUUACCCGCCCAUGAACCAACAGUUCCUGGGUAAUGCUCAAACCGAUGGCGCCGGUGACGCACUGUCAGAAUGGAAAGCAGAGGUUGCUCGACGGCGGGAAGCUGCCCAGCGUGAGCCGGGUCAGAACGACAGAAUCCUCCGUGAGCACUUGAAACAGCGUAUGCUCGACAUGGAGGGUGGUGGUCUUCUCGCUCCAUUGGAGGAGCGUCAACAAAAGCCAUCAUCUUCUACAACACGGAAACUUGCUGCUGAUAUCGCGGCCCCUGAUGCAGAGCCAGCUUCGUCGAUUUCGAUUGCACAAGCACCCCGGGCACAAGCACAAUUCGACGGUCCUGGCGGCGAUGACGAGGGAGAGGAAGACGAUGAAGAUGCUAUUAACUCCGACCUAGAUGAUCCUGAAGACCACGAGGCUGAUGAGAAUGAAGCUGAAGACGCCGUUGGACAGGUUAUGCUCUGUACUUAUGACAAGGUGCAGCGGGUGAAAAACAAGUGGAAGUGUACAUUAAAGGACGGUAUUCUGACCACUGGCGGUAAAGAAUACGUCUUCCGCAAGGGCCAAGGCGAAUUUGAAUGGUAG
Aspergillus ruber CBS 135680 is the source of this 1290-nucleotide messenger RNA. Its product is annotated as transcription initiation factor IIA large subunit. The transcript has 4 exons. Bases 1 to 1290 code for a protein of 429 amino acids. Gene Ontology annotation, cellular component: transcription factor TFIIA complex. Gene Ontology annotation, biological process: transcription by RNA polymerase II; transcription initiation at RNA polymerase II promoter. The record is from RefSeq and is a predicted model, not a curated record. Lineage: Eukaryota; Fungi; Ascomycota; Eurotiomycetes; Eurotiales; Aspergillaceae.